AUGAGGGUCAAGCUGGGGGUCUGGGUCCUCAUGAGGGUCAAGCUGGGGGUCUGGGUCCUCAUGAGGGUCAACCUGGGGGUCCAGGACAUGAAGAAGUUUGAAGCUCCUGAUUCACGAAACAGGAAGUUCCCUGGAUGGGUCCUGAGGAAGAGGAGGCUGUCAGCUAGCAUCCGCUGGGUCACAGGAGUCAUUUUACAGAUGUCAGUCCAGGGUUCAGCCCGGGUGAUGGAGACCGGGCCCCCCAUCACACAAUACAUACCGUUACCAUGGAAACGCAGCAUCCACCUGGCCCUGCUGCUCUUCCACCUGUGGCUCCCUGAAGUCUGGGGCUCCUGUCGCAUCCUGAGGUGCAACUCUGACUUUGUGGCUGCGACGCUGGACCUGGGCAACAGCGGAGGAGGAGGAGGAGGAGGAGGAGGAGGAGGAGGAGGAGGAGGAGGAGGAGGGCUCAGCAGGGAGGUGGUGAAUACUGGAUACUGCAGCGCCCUGCGCUCCUACGCCACGUGCACCAAGCGCACGGCCCGGGCCUGUCGUGGUGACCUGGCGUACCACUCGGCCGUCCAGGGCAUCGAGGACCUCCUGAUCCAGCACCGCUGCCCCCGGGUGGGGCCCACCGCCCAGCCCCGCCCCAUGCCCCAGGCCCCCCUGUCAGGGGACACCUGCCUCUACGAGAAGGGCUUCUUCACGCGGGAGGGACGGCCGCCAGAGUACCUCCACUGUGGCGUGUUUGGCGAUCCCCACGUUCGAACCUUUAACAAUGAGUUCCAAACCUGCGCCGUGCAGGGGGCGUGGCCUCUGAUAGACAAUGAGUACCUGUACGUGCAGGCGACCAGCACGCCAACAAGAGGACAGACGUACGCCACAGCACUUACUAAAAUCACCAUCAUCUUUAAGAACUGGCGUCAGUGCAUCGAGCAGCAUCUCUACCAGGCCGAGCUGGACAACGUCCCGGCGGCGUUUGUGGACGGCUCGGUGUCGAGCGGCGAGCGGCGCGGUCAGCACAGCCUGCUGGUACAAACCCAGAGUCCCGGCCGGCACGCCGAGAUCCGGGCCGCCCACAUCGGCACCGUGCUGGUGGUCCGACAGAACGGCCGGUCCCUGGGCCUGGCGGUGCGCUCGCCUCGGGCCAUCGUGGAGGCCUUCGCCCCGGAGCAGGACCUCCAGCUGUGUGUGUGGGGCUGUCCGGCCUCCCAGAGACUCAACACCUUCACCCCUCCUUCCUCUUCCUCUUUAAAAGCUCAGGCUUACUGUGCGGCGCACCUCCCGGCCAGAGACAUCUACUACCAGGCCUGCGUGUUCGACCUGCUGGCCACAGGGGACCUGAACUCCAGCAUGGCAGCUGUCGCCGCCCUGGAGGACGCUCGUGGAAUGAUCUCUGACAUGGAGCGGGUUCAUCUGCUGCCCGUGGCCUCGGCGGUCCGACCUGGACCCUGUCUGGCCAUGCUGCUGCUGCUACUGGGCUUUCUGGGAGCACUGGGGAGGCCGUAG
This is a messenger RNA of Myripristis murdjan (pinecone soldierfish), 1488 nucleotides long. It is a transcript of the gene hjv, whose product is annotated as hemojuvelin BMP co-receptor. Gene Ontology annotation, molecular function: coreceptor activity. The coding region runs from base 1 to 1488 and encodes 495 amino acids. The record is from RefSeq and is a predicted model, not a curated record. The transcript is spliced from 5 exons. Gene Ontology annotation, cellular component: plasma membrane. Lineage: Eukaryota; Metazoa; Chordata; Actinopteri; Holocentriformes; Holocentridae. Gene Ontology annotation, biological process: BMP signaling pathway.